AACAAAGUAAUACGACCUGCCGUCAAAAAAAAAAAGAAGCAAACGUUUCCUAUAAAAAAUGGGGGUAAAGAGAGGAAAAUGCGAAGAAAGGAGGACUCUCUUGUUCUUCUUCUCUCCUCUUUAUUACAAGUUGUUCACUUCAUCACAUGCUCCUCGUCUCUCUCUCUCAACUAAUUCACAAGUUUCAGUUACGCAGCUGCUCAGAGUCUGAUCUCAUCUCUGUUUUGUCUGUUAAAACAAAAGAUCCAGUUUUCAUGGAAAAUUAAAUGAAACAGUGACGUCUCAGAAUCAUUUCUUCUUCUUUGUUCCCCUACUCUGUUUUUUUCCCUCUUUUAAACUCUCAUUCAUGGCUCCAAACUCAGUGGCAGUGACAAUGGAGAAGCCAGACAACUUCUCUCUAUUAGAGAUCAACGGCUCAGAUCCAUCCUCAUUCCCUGACAACAAACGCAAAUCCAUCAGCCCAAAGCAAUUCUCAUGGUUCAUCCUCCUCAAAGCUCACAGACUCGUCUCUUCUCUCUCGUGGCUCUUCGCCUCGGUCAAAAAGCGUCUCGCUUUCUCCUCCAAAGCCAUAAACGAAGAAGAAGAUCCAAAAAGCAGAGGAAAACAAAUGUACAGAUUCAUCAAAGCCUGUCUUGUCAUCUCCAUAGUCGCCUUGUUAAUAGAAAUCGUCGCUUAUUACAAGAACUGGAAUCUAGAUCUCGUGAACCGACCGUCCUGGGAGGUUCGUGGGCUUGUCGAGUGGUCUUACGUGGCUUGGCUCUCGUUUCGAUCCGAUUACAUCGCUCCUAUUGUCAUCACUCUCUCCAAGUUCUGCACUGUCCUCUUCUUGAUCCAGUCUCUUGAUCGGUUGGUCCUCUGUCUCGGUUGCUUCUGGAUCAAGUUCAAGAAGAUCGAACCUAAGCUCAAAGACGAUGAGCUCGAUCUAGAAGACGCAUCAAACUUCCCAAUGGUCCUUAUUCAGAUCCCAAUGUGCAAUGAAAGAGAGGUGUAUGAACAAUCAAUAGGAGCAGCAUCACAGCUUGAUUGGCCGAAGGAUAGGAUCUUGAUUCAAGUUCUUGACGAUUCAGACGAUCCAAACUUACAGCUUCUGAUCAAGGAAGAAGUAGCUGCUUGGGCAGAGAAAGGAGUGAACAUUAUCUACAGGCAUAGGUUGAUCAGAACUGGUUACAAAGCUGGGAAUCUAAAGUCUGCAAUGACAUGUGAUUACGUUAAAGAUUACGAGUUCGUUACUAUUUUCGACGCAGACUUUACGCCAAGUCCUGAUUUCCUCAAGAAGACUAUUCCUCAUUUCAAGGGGAAUCCAGAGCUAGGAUUAGUCCAAGCAAGGUGGUCCUUUGUGAACAAAGACGAGAAUCUCCUGACAAGGCUGCAAAACAUAAACCUAUGUUUCCACUUCGAAGUAGAACAGCAAGUGAACGGAGUGUUUCUCAACUUCUUUGGUUUCAACGGAACCGCAGGAGUCUGGAGGAUCAAAGCAUUGGAAGAAUCAGGAGGGUGGCUCGAGAGAACAACGGUUGAAGACAUGGAUAUCGCGGUUAGAGCGCAUCUCAACGGUUGGAAAUUCAUUUACCUCAAUGACGUUGAAGUCACUUGCGAGUUGCCUGAGUCUUAUGAAGCUUACAAGAAGCAGCAACAUCGUUGGCAUUCCGGUCCUAUGCAACUUUUCCGGUUAUGCCUUCCUUCAAUCAUCAAAUCAAAGAUAUCAGUAGGGAAGAAGGCAAAUUUGAUCUUCCUCUUCUUUCUUCUAAGGAAGCUUAUUCUACCCUUUUACUCAUUCACACUCUUCUGCAUCAUACUUCCAUUAACAAUGUUCAUACCUGAAGCCGAGCUUCCUUUGUGGAUCAUUUGUUACGUUCCCAUCUUCAUUUCACUUCUCAACAUUCUUCCCUCACCCAAAUCUUUCCCUUUCUUGAUCCCUUACCUCCUUUUCGAAAACACAAUGUCCAUAACCAAGUUCAACGCCAUGAUCUCCGGGUUGUUCCAGCUUGGAUCGGCUUACGAGUGGGUUGUGACCAAAAAGACUGGGAGAUCAUCUGAAUCCGACUUGCUAGCGUUUGCCGAAAAGGAAGAGAAGUUGCAUAGGAGAAACUCGGAGUCAGGUUUGGAGCUUCUGAGCAAACUCAAGGAGCAAGAGAUGAAUCUUGCGGUACAAGAAACCCCGAAGAAGAGCAUUGGAGGGCUAGUGAGGCCGAGUAACAAGAUCAAGAAGAGGAACAUGGUGUUUAAGAAAGAGCUAGGGCUUGCGUUCUUGCUUCUAACCGCAGCUGCAAGGAGCUUUCUGUCAGCGCAUGGUCUUCACUUCUACUUCUUGCUGUUUCAGGGACUGUCUUUCUUGGUUGUAGGGUUGGAUUUGAUCGGAGAACAGAUCAACUAGACACACACAACAUAAAGACAGAGAAGAAGGGAGAUAAACCCGUUUAUAUUCGUCUAUUUUUUUGUUUGUUUUUUAAAUUCUUUUCCCUUUCUUACAUGCGGGUUUUAUACAUAAUUUUCAAAAAACUUAUAAUGUCCAGUUUCAGAUAAAUGAGUGAAACGAUUAAUUUGUUAUAUAAUAUUGGCCUAAGGGUUAACAA
Brassica oleracea var. oleracea is the source of this 2573-nucleotide messenger RNA. RefSeq names its product xyloglucan glycosyltransferase 4. The coding region runs from base 347 to 2374 and encodes 675 amino acids. The record is from RefSeq and is a predicted model, not a curated record. The transcript has 4 exons. Gene Ontology annotation, cellular component: Golgi apparatus. Lineage: Eukaryota; Viridiplantae; Streptophyta; Magnoliopsida; Brassicales; Brassicaceae. Gene Ontology annotation, molecular function: glycosyltransferase activity.